AAAAAUCAUGUAUUUAUCAUCCAUACAAAACCUAUUGACCACAACAAUACUGUUGGCCGUGACUGCCGGUCCAACAGUGGUAGUGGUGCACGGGUUGACCAUAACCCGUAUGGACGUACCAUCACCUGCACGUGUCAAUCAAUCAGUUCAGCUAAACUGUCAGUACGAGUUGGCCACCAAUGAACAACUGUAUUCAGUCAAAUGGUACGCAAGUAGUGGACACGAAUUUUUCCGAUAUCUGCCCCGCGAUCGGCCAUCGAUUAAGUUAUUUCCGACACCCGGUAUUACGGUAAACUUGGAUCAAAGUGGCCCGAAGUCGGUAGUACUCGAGUCAAUACAGCCGCAAACCAGUGGCCACUAUAUGUGCGAAGUAUCGGUCGAAGGUCCCAGUUUUGCUACGGUUACGGCCGGCAAGGAUCUGAUGGUAGUGUCCGCUGCCACCACCGCCGCCGCCGAUACUAGCAGUGGCCAACUAAACACUGGUGAUGGCGAUGACUGUUAUCAUCCAGUGAUUAGUGAUGUUUGUGUGGGAACGGUAUUACUGGCUAUCUAUGGCUUGUUUGGUAUAUUAUAA
Molecule: messenger RNA, 574 nt
Organism: Oppia nitens
Lineage: Eukaryota; Metazoa; Arthropoda; Arachnida; Sarcoptiformes; Oppiidae
Exons: 1
Coding region: 8-574 (188 amino acids)
Source: RefSeq, a predicted model, not a curated record